CUCUUACACAUGCUUUCUUUUCUGCUUUCUCCUGUCAGUGUUUUAAAAAUAUUUACUCAGUAGAUAUUUGAAGGACCCACUCUGUUAUAGGAAUUAUUUUAGGUAUUGAGGAUAGUUUGUAAACAAGAGAAACCAACUCCCUUCCCUUCGAUGCCUACAUUCCAUUAAAACAAAAUCUGUAAUGACUAUUACUUCGAACAAAAUAAAUUGCCAUGUCAUAAAUGUACCUAACUUCAAGUCAGGAGACUAAUGGCAAUUUCUAAGGAGUCCUGAGCUCAGAAAUGCCACUAAUUUUAGCAAACAUUGGUGGAUCUUUCCUGCAGCAGUUAUUACUGUGGAGUUCUAGUGAUGAUUUUCUGUUUUCCUUAUUCCAUCUAUAAUUAUUUAUUGGUAUCUUUUAUAAGGAAGAUUUGUUCUUCUCCCUCAUUUAUUUAUUAAAUCACUUAAACUCUGGGUUCAUGGAUAUUUCAUUCUUUGGGUUAUAAUCCAUUAUCAUGAUUUGUUGCUCAAAUUGUCCUCCAGCUUUGACCAUUAGGAGCUCUUACAAGUUGACUACUGUGUCCCUUUGACCUGCCUCCAUCCUUUUUCUAGGUUUACAGUAUUAUAGUCUAUUGAAUUAUAAAGAUCCUAAGGGGCAUAAUAAUAUCUCCUUGACUAACACCUGUAUGAAUUAUCUUAUAGAACUAGCUGAUGCUAAGUUAGAGAAGCCCUUAGAGACUAUAUAAUUCAACCACCUACCUCCUACCUUUCCUUUUUUUUUUGGAGAUAGAGUCUCACUCUGUCACCCAGGCUGGAGUACAGUGGCGUGAUCUUGGCUUCUUGCAACCUCUGCUUCCCAAGUUCAAGCAAUUCUCCUGGCUCAGCCUCCUGAGUAGUUGAGAUUACAUGCACGUGCCACCACACCCAGCUGAUUUUGUAUUUUUAGUAGAGACAGGAUUUCACCAUGUUGGUCAGGCUGGUCUCAAACUCUUGACCUCAAGUGAUCUGCCUGGCUUGGCCUCCCAAAGUGCUGGGAUUACAGGCAUGAGCCACUGCACCUGGCCCCCUACUUUAGCUUAAAUCUUCAUUAAUUAUCACCCUUCCAUUUAGUUCUGUUUUAUAAUAAUAGAGGAGGACUUAUAAGAUACCAUAUUCUAUUUUUGUAAUGGAAUUUACAAUUUGUUAUAUAUUGAGUCAAAAGUUAUCUUUACAUAACUCUUUAACUAUUUAAAGAUAACUUUUAAAUUGGUGUCAACAGCAUUGAAUAAAUAUAACUGGAGCCUUUACCAUUUUUCAUAUGAUACGGUUUCAGAUUUCUCCCACUAUCCUGGUAAUUCUCUAAGUUCUAGUUUAUUAUUUAUUAUAUAGCACAAGAAUUAAAUACAAGAGGUGAUCAGAUAUACUGUGAAAGAGUACCACUUCCCUUGUUCUGGAUGCUUUUUUUUUUUAAUGCUGCCAAAUACUACUUUAGUUAUUUUGACAACCACAUAUCACUGAUUGACUUUAUGUCACUAAAACCUUAAAUUGUCAGCAGGUAGUGCUGUAAACCACUCUUAAGACAUUUUUCCUAUAGAACUCUAUCUUGUUAGAUUUUAGUUUAUUGAUUCAUCUUGUCUAGCUAAAGCUGAAUCUUGAUUUUCAUUCAGUAUAUUUCUCCUGUAUCUUAAAUGUUAUAUAUGUUAUCACCAAAAAUAGCCUCAUGCUAGUCAUGAAGAACACAAACAGAGGAACCCAGUGUUAAUCAGUGCAACUUAAUAGUCUAACAGGAUAGAAAAGAAUAAUUUCCAAAACAAUAACAUAGAUAGUACAUGUUUAUGUGAGAAAUGUGAACAAGUUGAAAUGUGAACUAAAAAGACAUGUCCCAGUAAAAUUCCCUAAAAGGAGGUUUGUAAUAGUGCAGGGCAGGGAAGGGGAAGGUAAGUAGAAUAGCAGAGAGAAACUCUCCUUUAUUGUGUGAAAAUAAUGAGAUGUAUCACAUUUUUAUUUUACUCCCUAAUUUCAGUUCUAGGUAAAAAAUGAUCUAGUGAUUCAGCAAGUAGUUUGUUACAUGGGAUUUAAAAUUUUUCAUUUAACUACAAAUGAUCGCAUGAGAAUAUAAGCAUCAAAGGCGGAAUCCUGAAUGUAUCCAGUAUAUAUAGGAAAUAUGGCUUCAACUGUAUUGGAUGAUUUUAUCUCAAGUUGAAUGUUGGCCUCACAGAAGCUGUUUAUAGUAUUUAAUUUUUUCAAAAUCUGAAAUAUCAUAAUUAGAAAAAUAAAAAUAUUUGGGUUUUAUUUUCAGCAUAGUAAUUUAUUUCAUUUCUUGACUAAUUAUUUAAGCCCUUGAUAAACAAUGGUUAUGGAGUAACUUACAUGUAGCUCUCAAGUUCUAAAUAAUGUUAAGUUUAGCAGAUAAGGCAGUUUAUCACUGUGUUCUUUCACUCUGAUUGCAUAAGUAUGUGUUGAUAAAAUAGUCUUAAAUACAAGGACUAUCGUAAAUAAGCCAUUUCAUUAACAUUGUAAAAUGAAUAGUUUUAAGAUAUAAAGUAUGAAAGGAAUUUUACAGUAUAUAAAUUUUCUGCAGUUACAAAUUUUUAUUGACAGUCUUAUUUUGAAAACCCCGGAAUGUUUAAAUAUUCUGCAUUUAUGUUGACCAUAUUACCAAGAUGCUAAAACAUGCAUCAUUUUCUUCAUUUUAUAAUUUUUAUAGUGGGAACAGAGAAGCCAGAUGAUUUAUUAGUUAUUGCUGGUGAAAAUACAGAGACCCUUUGAAACAUUUGUCCCUCCUAGAAUUCUCAUGAAACCAUAUGCUUCUAUCACGGCCCUUAACAGUCAUGGGGAGUAUGUGGGAACGAUAGAGACUUAUCCUGUCCCUUUCCUGCCAAAACCACAGAUAGACCCACACACUUGAAAAAUAAGGAAAUAAGAUCAUCUGAGUAUGGAGAUUCCUCAAAAAUUAAAAUUAGAUGAUCCAGCAAUUUCGAUUCUGGAUGUAUACCCAAAAGAAGUGAAAGCAGGAACUUGGACAGAUACUUGUAAAUCUAUGUUCACAGCAGCAAUUCACAAUAGCCAGAAGGUGGAGGCAAUCCAAGUGCCCAUCAAGGGAUGAAUGGUUAAAAGAAAUGGUUAAAAUAUACACACAUUGGAAUAUUAUUCAGCUUUAAAAAGGAAGAAAAUUCUGAUACAUAUGACAUCCUGGAUGACUCUUGAAGACAUUAUGAUAUGUGAAAUAAGCCAGUCACAAAAUGGCAAAUAUUGUGUUAUCCCACUUUUAUGAACUACUUAAUCAAAUUCAAAGACAAAGUAGAAUGUGGUUGCCAAGGGCUGGAGGGCAGAAGUAUUGGGAGCUUAUUGGUUUUUUUUGGUUUUGAGACAAUCUCCCUCUGUUGCCCAGGCUGGAGUGCAGUGGUGCAAUCUCAGCUCACUGCAACCUCUGCCUCCUGGGUUCAAGUGAUUCUCAUGCCUCAGCCUCCUGAGUAGCUGGGACUACAGGCAUUCAUUACCACACAUGGCUAAUUUUUGUAUUUUUAGUCGAGACAGCCAUCAUGUUGGCCAGGUUGGUCUGAAACUCCUGACCUCAGGUAAUCGGCCAACCUCAGCCUCCCAGAGUGCUGGGAUUACAGGCGUGAGCAAACUGUGCCUGGCCAGAAGCUUAUUGUUUAAUGGGUACAGAAUUUCAGUUUGGAUGAAAAAGUUCUGGAGCCAGAUGGCAGUGAUGGUUGUGUAGGAAUGUGAAUGUACUUAGUUUCUUUUAACUUAAAAAUGGUUAAAAUGUCUUUAUUCUGAGAUUGCUAGUAACAGGUAAAAAAAAAAAUGGUUAAAAUGGUAAAUUGUUAGGUAAAUUCUACCACAAUAAAGUUCAGGAAAGUUAAUUUGUGAAAUAAGCAUAACACUCAGCAAACAAAAACUGAAGUAUCUUCCAAAGACCUGAUUGACAGUAUUACUACUAAUGAAAGAAUGUUCCACAUCAAAAGAUACGGGUCAGCAAAGAAAAUUUAAAAGGAGAAAAAAUGGCAGUGUAUUUUUAGCACUAUCCAACUCAAAGAAUGUAAGACAUGUAUGUGACUCAAGUGGAUAGGGCCGCAGCAGGCUUGAAAUAUUAGCCGUUAAAAGCACCAAACUCAUUUCUAUCGUUUCCAUUCCAUAUUUACCAAGCAAUCUUCUGAUUAUAAUUUGGAUUUAGCCUUCAUUGCAAUUUGGUCAAUAGAAGGAAGAUAACCAGCAAACUCAACUAUCCUAGCUCCCCCAUAAUUGCAUUUCUCAUAAAUAAUUACAUUAGUAUUAAUGGCUUUCACACAGUAUUAUAUUAGCAAUUUGUGGUGUGUAACUGAGUACUCCCAAGUCCAGUCACUUCCAGACCUGAUAAACCAAUUUCAAGCCUAUAUAAAAAAAAAAUCAGAUACUGAAACUUAAGGAAUCACAUUGUGGACCUGCCAGACUGCAUACAUCUGUGGCAAGCUGACGUGGCUUUCCCCAAGCGAUACCCCUCUCAGAAUGCACUUUCCAUAUGUAUUUCCAUACAAUUCUGUAUUGCCUUUUGUCUUCUGCCUAUAGACGUAGAUCCUUGAGAACAGAGAAUCGACCUUAUCCAUAUCGCUAGCAACUAAUAAAGUUCCUAUCACAAAGAAAUGAACCCGAUAAAAAUGUAAUAAAUCAAAAUAAAACCUAAUGUAGUAGGACAUAAUUAGGAAAUAAAUAUUGAAAAUAAGAUUCUUCUAUGUUUUAAUACAUAUUUAGAUAUUAAAAUUUCCUUGAAGGCUACGAUAGACACACAAUAUCUGAGACAAAAUGAGCAUAUCUAGAUUGAGCUGGAACUCUUGAUUUAUAUUGAAAUUACAUAGGCCAUAUUUGUUAGAAUGCCCAUGAGUGGCACUCUAGCCAUAGGAUAUCUACAUAAAGUACAGACAGGCCUCAGAGAGCAUACUUGCCUUUUCCCUAAUAACCCUCUUCUGUGCUACAAUAAAGAACAUAGAAAAUGUAUACCUUCACUUGCUAAAUACAUGGGACUUGUAUAAGUGCCACUUCACAUAUAUUAGGUCAAAGGAAAGAUAAAAUUCCUUUCUAAUGUGCCCUAGAGUUCUGCUGUUUCACAUAAUACAGCAUUUGGACUAAACACUGGCCAAAGAGUGCCUAGAUGAGGAAUCUACCAAUGAUAGCACACACAACAGGAUCUUGCUUGUCUUGACAGCACAGGAGAGUAUUGGGAUACACCUGCUGAACAUAAUUGAAUUGUAAGAAAAAUAAUAAUUGAUGCGAAAGGUUUUUAUAUUCAAACUGGAUUCCAGUGUAUAACAGAAAUAACCUCUGACCUGCCAUAUGUAAUCAAACAAUAUAAUUUUUCUUAAACUUUAGGUUUUAAUUUUUUUUCCUUUUUUUAGGCCAACAAUUCACCCUAAAGAAAAUGUGAGUUAUUUUAUCUUCUAGCAGUUAAGAAAACAGACUCCAUUGCCAGAUGGCCUGACUUCUAAUCCUAGCUCACUUUUCCUAGUUGUGUGACCUCCAAAGCACCCAAACUCACUGGCCCAGUUGUUUGUAAAAUGAGGACAAUAACUACAUUAUGGGAUGGUGAAAAAAUUAAAUUAAUCUACAACAGUGCCUGACUCUACUCUGUGACUUCCCAACAUGUUAUGGGAUUUACUCAUCUUUUAUACCCAGAGCUUCACAACGUGCAAAGUACAGGUAUAUAUGCCAGCCCUGUACAACAGUGCAUUCUAAGAUCCUUGCUUACCGAAAUCUUAAAUACCAGCAGGGGAGAAGAAAGACUCUUGGAAUCAAUCUGUUCAAACAAUGGUAACAAGUUCAUAAGCCAAUAAAAGAAAAAAAAGCAGGUGCAAGACUCUGAAAACAUACCAUGCUGAAUUUCGUGUACAAAGAACAAUAUGAAAAUAGGAUUUUUUAAGCUUAGUGUUUGCAACUUGAUGUGUCGUCAGACAAACCUGUAAUCGGUCUCCGCUGGAUCAGUCACUAGCUGUGUAAGUCUACGGAACUCCCAUCACCUGCAAAUCUGAAGAAAAAUGCAUGCGGGCACGCAGGACGUUUUGGGCAAAGACGGCCUUUAAGCUUUUGUUUUUACUAAGAAUGCCGCUCUAGUGAAACAGCAGCCAGUUCUGAAGGGACCCGGCACGGCGUUGAUGUUAUCACUUCAGAGCGCCAGGUUCGGGCUUCCACCUAUUCCAGGAGCAGCAAUAGGGGCAGUCGACAGUCUUUACUAGGGAAAGGAGACAAGUGCUAGCACCUGCUCCCCAAGAGGACGGAAUUAUCUAUAGAGUAAGUAUUAAUCUUGAAUAAGACAGCAGGAGUUUUUAAACCAUCAAAAAGGAAAGUUUAUGAAUUUUUAAGAAGUUUUAAUUUUCAUCCUGGAACACCAUUUCUUCAUAAAAUAGUAUUGGGAAUUGAAACCAGUUGUGAUGAUACAGCAGCUGCUGUGGUGGAUGAAACUGGAAAUGUGUUGGGAGAAGCAAUACAUUCCCAAACUGAAGUUCAUUUAAAGUGGAAUUAUUCCUCCAGUAGCUCAACAGCUUCACAGAGAAAAUAUUCAACGAACAGUACAGGAAAUUCUUUCUGCCAGUAGUAUCUCUCCAAGUGACCUCUCAGCAAUUGCAACUACCAUAAAACCAGGACUUGCUUUAAGCCUGGGAGUGGGCUUAUCAUUUAGCUUACAGCUGGUAGGACAGUUAAAAAAGCCAUUCAUUCCCAUUCAUCAUAUGGAGGCUCAUGCACUUACUAUUACAUUGACCAAUAAAGUAGAAUUUCCUUUUUUCGUUCUUUUGAUUUCUGGAGGUCACUGUCUGCUGGCAUUAGUUCAAGGAGUUUCGGAUUUUCUGCUUCUUGGAAAGUCUUUGGACAUAGCACCAGGUGACAUGCUUGACAAGGUGGCAAGAAGACUUUCUUUAAUCAAACAUCCAGAGUGCUCCAUCAUGAGUGGUGGGAAAGCCAUAGAACAUUUGGCCAAACAAGGAAACAGAUUUCAUUUUGACACCACACCUCCCUUGCAAUGUGCUAAAAAUUGUGAUUUUUCUUUUACUGGACUUCAACACCUUCUUAAUAAAAUAAUAAUACAAAAGGAAAAAGAGGAAGGUAUUGAGCAGGGACAAAUCCUGUCUUCAGCUGCAGACAUUGCUGCCGCAGUACAGCACAUAACAGCAUGUCAUAUUGUGAAAAGAACACAUCGAGCUAUUCUGUUUUGUAAGCAGAGAAACUUGUUACCUCAAAAUAAUACAGUACUGGUUGCAUCUGGAGGUGUUGCAAGUAACUUCUAUAUCCACGGAGCUCUGGAAAUUUUAACAAACGCAACACAGUGCACUUUGUUGUGUCCUCCUCCCAGACUGUGCACUGAUAAUGGCAUUAUGAUUGCAUGGAACGGUAUUGAAAGAUUACGUGCUGGCGUGGGCAUCUUACAUGACAUAGAAGACAUCCGCUAUGAACCAAAAUGUCCUCUUGGAGUAGACAUAUCAAAAGAAGUUGAAGAAGCUGCCAUAAAAGUACCACGAUUAAAAAUGAACCUAUGAUUUUUGCUGUUCAAAAAAAUCCCUACAGACAGCAUCUUGCUAUGUUGCCCAGACUGGACUAAAACUCUAGGCCUCACGUAAUCCUCCAACUUCAGCCUCCAAGGGCCAGCUUCUCACACAUCAUUUUAAAAAAGUAAAAAAUGUAGAGUAAUAAAAAUAAUCUUUAUGGGGGGGCAUUGUACUUUAGGAGAAAGAAAUAGUAUAUAUUUUAGGAGUGGUAAGAUGGUCUGGCUAGGCCAAGAUACUGAGGAAAUUCCUGGAAUUGAAUGCAAAGAAACUCUGAUAACCUGAAAAUAGUUCUAAAAUACAGUCUUCAGCAUACCUGAAACCAGUUUCAGAGCUCAAAAGUUGCUCUCUAAAGGCUUUAAAAAAUAUCUAUAGAAGCUUAAUAUGUCCAUUCUUAUGAAUUCUUAUCCUUAAUGGUGCUGGAUAACACAGUUUAUCAUUCGAAUAUGUAUUGAUUUCUAGUACGAAAUAUACAAUUUCCCUCCACAUUUUCUAUUAAUUUAGUUGAUCUACCAGAAAGUUGUGACUCAGCACCAUUAAGAUAAUUUAGAAUUAAAUAUGAAAUUAAAGAGGUCUCUUACUUUUCAGUGGUUAAGAACACAAGCUUUGGGCCAGGCAUGGUAGCUCAUACUCGUCAUCCUAGCUUUGGGAGGCCAAUGAAGGAGAAUCGCUUGAGACCCAGGAAUUUGAGACCAGUCUGGGCAUCUCACCUCAGCCUCCUGAGUAGCUAGGGCUCCUGGCCUGUACCACCACACUCAGCAUAACAGAGACUGAGGACCUGUAGCCCUAGCCACUCAGGAGGCUGAGGUGAGAUGAUUGCUUUGAACCCAGGAGUUUAAGGCUGCAGUUAGCUGUGAUUGCACUAUUGCCCUCCAGCCUGGGUAACAGAGCAAGACCCUUUCUCCAAAAAAUAAAUAAAUAAUCAUUCAUUCACUCACUGGCUCUGGACUGUGCCACAUAGAAAGCCCUAAGUACAUAUUGGGGAAAAUAACUGCUGAUUAAUAUAUGCUUACAAUCUAACUGCAGCCCAGGUAGAGAAUGGAUUAUAGCAAGACCCUCAGACUGUAUGGAGGCAAUUGAGCAAGUGGAUGGAGAAAAGGGGAGCUUUAAAGUACACAGCGAAGCAGAGCCCAGUGGCUCACACCUGUAAUCCCAGCACUUUGACAGGCCAAGGCAGGUGGAUCACCUCAGGUCAGGAGUUCAAGACCAGCCUGGCCAACAUGGUGAAACCUCAUCUCUACUACAAAUACAAAAAUGAGCCGGGGGUGGUGGUAGGCACCUGCAAUCCCAGCUACUCAAGAGGCUGGGGCAGGAGAAUUGCCUGAACCCAGGAAGCAGAGAUCCUACUUAUCUUUACAGAAAUCCUACUUAUUUUUUGAAACCGUAACUCUGACCUGUUACUAAAUUCCAUAGACAUGCUAAGGAAAAUCUGCUUAGUAUCGAGAUCAAGAACUUCUAUUCAAAAAGAUUAUUCAGUUGUGUUAUUUGCAUAUUACCAUAAUUAAAAAUAAAAAAAUUUUUUAAA
Molecule: messenger RNA, 8994 nt
Organism: Callithrix jacchus (white-tufted-ear marmoset)
Lineage: Eukaryota; Metazoa; Chordata; Mammalia; Primates; Cebidae
Source: RefSeq, a predicted model, not a curated record